This is a messenger RNA of Nothoprocta perdicaria, 6773 nucleotides long. It is a transcript of the gene ABHD2, whose product is annotated as abhydrolase domain containing 2. Gene Ontology annotation, biological process: acylglycerol catabolic process; steroid hormone receptor signaling pathway; sperm capacitation. The transcript is spliced from 12 exons. Gene Ontology annotation, molecular function: monoacylglycerol lipase activity; acetylesterase activity. The record is from RefSeq and is a predicted model, not a curated record. Gene Ontology annotation, cellular component: sperm flagellum; sperm plasma membrane. The coding region runs from base 258 to 1538 and encodes 426 amino acids. Lineage: Eukaryota; Metazoa; Chordata; Aves; Tinamiformes; Tinamidae.
GGGCGGUUGUAACUUCCUCUUAUUGUUGCUGUGCUGUUGUCACCAGUGUGGGUUCCUUGGCUUACAGGUGGAGCCAGGCAGCAGAAGUUGCAUCUACGGAGGCUUUCCAGUUGCUUCGAGCUUGAAGAAAGUGACACUGACACUUGAGGAUCCUGGCAAAGAGUGACUGGUCUGCAGCUGUAGGAUUUGAUACCCGAGGCACUGCUGCAAUUUUAGUUCUGUGCUGGUUAGAAAUAACUCUGUACAACUGGUUCAAGAUGACAGCCCUGUCGGAAACGCCUGAGCUGCCAGCAGUGUUUGAUGGGGUGAAGCUGGCUGCAGUUGCUGCUGUUCUGUAUGUUAUUGUUCGCUGCCUGAACUUGAAGAGCCCGACUGCCCCUCCGGAGCUCRUCUACCAGGACUCUGCUCUCUCCCGCUUCCUGCUGAAAUCCUGCCCACUUCUGACCAAAGAAUACAUUCCACCCCUCAUCUGGGGAAAGAGUGGACACAUCCAGACUGCCCUAUAUGGGAAGAUGGGGAGAGUGAGAUCRCCGCAUCCAUACGGACUUCGCAAGUACCUCACGAUGCCGGAUGGAGCAACAGCCACCUUUGAUCUCUUUGAGCCCCAGGCUGAGCACUGCAUUGGAGAGGAUGUCACAAUGGUGAUCUGCCCUGGCAUUGCCAACCACAGUGAGAAGCAGUAUAUCCGCACUUUUGUUGACUAUGCGCAAAAAAAUGGUUACAGAUGUGCUGUUCUGAAUCACCUSGGAGCCCUACCAAAUAUUGAGCUGACUUCUCCACGGAUGUUCACAUAUGGUUGUACCUGGGAAUUUGGUGCCAUGGUCAAUUACAUCAAGAAGACCUACCCUCAGACCCAGCUGGUUGUAGUGGGUUUCAGCCUGGGUGGAAAUAUUGUGUGCAAAUACCUUGGAGAGUCCCAGGCCAACCAGGAGAGAGUGCUGUGCUGUGUCAGUGUGUGCCAAGGAUACAGUGCACUGAGGGCCCAGGAAACCUUCAUGCAGUGGGAUCAAUGUAGAAGAUUUUACAACUUCCUCAUGGCAGAUAACAUGAAAAAGAUCAUCCUUUCUCACAGGCAAGUUCUUUUUGGAGAUAACAACAUGAAGAAGCCACCGAGCCUGUCAGAUGCRGAUCUGAGCAAACUCUACACAGCAACAUCCCUCAUGCAGAUUGAUGAUAACGUCAUGAGAAAGUUCCAUGGCUACAGUUCUCUGAAGGAGUACUAUGAAGAGGAAAGCUGCCUACAGUACUUGCACAGGAUCUGUGUUCCUCUCCUGUUGGUUAAUGCUGCUGAUGACCCUCUGGUGCAUGAGAGUCUUCUAUCAAUUCCAAGAGCUCUUUCAGAGAAACGGGAAAAUGUGAUGCAUGUGCUGCCCCUUCAUGGAGGCCACCUGGGCUUCUUUGAGGGGUCUGUGCUCUUCCCAGAACCUCUUACGUGGAUGGAUAAGCUUGUGGUGCAAUAUGCCAAUGCCAUCUGCCAGUGGGAGAAGACAAAGUCUCACUGCUCAGACACAGAGCAGGCUGUAUCUGGCCAGGAGUAACUGACCCAAAGACUCCCUGGAUCACUUCAGUAUAUCUCCCCUUGGGGAACAACUUGUUCCCUCACCUGCUGCUUCAGGUUUCCAUUCUCCUUGAUAUCCUAGGGCUGGGGUUUGAUCACAAUGUUUCCUUCUGAAAAGUGGAGCUACAGCAGAAGUUAAUAUCUGGUCAGAGCACCUUUCCAUAUGUUGUUGUUUGGCCUUGUAACUAUUGUUCUGCUUGAACUGGGUUGCUGACUGUGGCCUGAUGCAGAGCUGUUAAGCUGAAGAACKUGUUUUAAAUGUAUCAGGAGUUUCAGAUAUCAAAUUCCUUCACCAGCUGGUCAAACUUGAUGUUUACAGCWCUUGUUUAGGUGUAGAAGACAGGCAAACUCAACCCUCUAACUCUGUUCUGUUCCAUCCCAGUGCUGGAAGAAUGCUGUACCAAGCCACAGCCAGUGGUUUGGUCUAAUAAGUAGCCUGCAAGAACAGAUGCUUGACAGCAAGUAGAGUUCCAGCCUUGCACCAUCUAAAGGGAGUCUUUUACUUCCUAGGAAUGCACUUCCAAAAGUCAGUGGGUUUAAAGAUACUUAGUUUUCCAUGCUUCUGCUGUCUGUGGUUUAGGAUGUUUUUAUGCAGGGACUCCAGGUGGAGAUAAGCUGCAGGUUGGUAAUACCAGUUAAUACUUCUUUAUGUAAACAUCUUCUCACACAAUGACCAGAUCAGUCACCUUCUCAUCAUAUUUGUCUCUUUUAAAUGUAGUUGUAUCUUUUAGAUCUGCCUUUUUUUUUUUUGUUUGACCCCAGGGCUUUUUAAAGAUGCCUCUGGCUUCCAAAUGGAAAUCCAUAAUGAAUCUACAAGAUCUUUUUGUGGGGUCAAAUUGGAAAAUUAAUUCCUAGAGAAUUGGUGUGCGAUGAUAGGGGCUUGUAGGGGAGGAAUUUAUUUUUUCUUUAGACUUGCUUCCUUUCAUGCUAGUGUAGGCUGUAUCAAACCUCUUCCUCUUAACUUUCAGAGCAUUGAAUGGUUUUCAGACACAUGAUUUGCCUUCCAAGUGAUGGAACGGGAUGGCUCUAACCCUGUGCAAUUGAAUUAGUACUUUCAUAUGGCUAACUGCUUUCAUAUCUAUGUAAAUGCUAUAGGCAUUAGGAGUUCUUCCUCCUUUGACUUUUUUCCACACUCAUACAUCUGCUUCAAGCUUUAAUGUGCAAAGUGAAGUGUGAAACCACAGAUGCAGGACAGAUGCCUACUCCUUUGUGCUGUUCCCUCAAGUGGCUGUUACGGUCUGUGCCAAGACAGUUUAUUCAAGAGUAGCCUCUCCUGGAAGGGAAGCUGUACCAUGAGUUGUACCAUCUAGAGACUGCAACUUUGUGAUCAAAAUCUGUGCUUUGCUGUUUGUUCUACCRAUGGUGUUAAUCUUGUUCCAUUACUGGAUGUAGUCUCAAAGAAUUUUCUUGUCUCUUUCCUGCCAUACUUCCCACGUCAACCAGCACUUGAUUGCUUUAGCCUUGUUUUGGUGUUCUAGGCCCUUUAGUUUAUAGCUGAAGGGUGAAACAAACUGCAAGACUUCAGUGCAGUGACAGAGGGGAACAAGCCUUCUGGACUGCCCUGUCCCUGAACUUYAGUAGGUUGGAGUGGUGGGGCUUUUGUUUUAUUAAAGCAAUAACUAACUAUUGUAGCAAAAGUGCAUUAUCAUAUCAGGAAAUUCCUUUCAGUUUGCCUUAGGCCAGUCUCUUGGCCUGUUUGAUGAACUGUGGUUGUCUGCACAUUCCCUUUGUUAGUACAUCCAGGUUUCCUUUUCUCUCUAAGAGGGCAUCAAUUGGCAAGGGUAUUCCUAGCAAUGAAGUUGUGCUGUUAUCAUAGUAUCUCAUUCAUACUGCAUCUGCAUUUCACCAAAAGCUGUCAUUUGAAAAUUAGUUUUUCUUAAGUAGUUGUUUGUAAUAUCCAUGGGAUGAGAUUAUAUCUUUCCUUCAGCAGAGGUGCAGUGUAAGCAACCCUUCUGCCCAUCAAAUAGAUGCAGCGUAAGCAUGUAGGAAUGUGGUUUUCAUCUCCAGGGGAUCCCAGCUUCAGAACUGCUUGAACUUUCAGAGCAAAUUCUACAACUGUGGGUAACACAAGCCACUGCUGCCUGUCCUGAAGGUACAAAGCUGUCCUUUCCAUGGCAAGAGAGUCUCUUUGGAGUACUUCACAUCCUUCUGGUGAGCAACAACUUCAGGUAGCUCUAGAGGAACAGCUACUAAUGAGAACCAAACGUGUGGAUACCUGUAGAAGGAAGGGCUGCGUGUAAAGCAAAGCUCUGUUCUGCAAGCCUAUUCUGAAGAGCUUUCCUUGCUUUUUUUAAAAGGAGGUUAGAUUUGACUGAUUAGGUCUUGACUGCUUAGUACCUUCUGAUGUACAUUUCAUUAACUGUAAGAAACUCCCUUGUAUCUUUAGGUCUGACUGACUUCAUGUAGCAGAUGACCCGUAAAUGGCCUCUCUUGAGCAAGCUUCUCGAAGAUGAGGUGAGAGCUAGGGAACUGACAGAGCAGCAGGAGCUCUAUUUUUGACUAUUCAAGUAGACUCUACUUUAAAAUAAUAGUAUUUUUCUAGGAGGAAUACUCCCUGCCCCACAACCCAAGCCUUUAUAUUUCAAGAGUGCCAAUGCCAUGGGUUUUCUGAAACUCAGCUAGAGAAUAAUAUUAAACAUGGGUCAUCUGUUUCACUGAGCAGGUUUUGCACUUUGCACUCACAUCUACAGCUAUUUAAACUGCCUGUUGUUUUGACCAAUUGUGGCCUGUUUGGAAAAGAUUUUGUCAUGGCUUAAGCAUUGUGCACGUGUUUUGGGAUSUAAAAUACAUCUUAAGCUUUUUGUAGAUGUAAACAGAAAAAACUGUCCUUCUUCCCCUUGCUCCCUUUUUGACUCUUUUAAAGCAAGACUAGCAGCUGCAACCACCUAAAGAAAACUUGAGAAAUGAGUGAGGCUGAAAGCUAAGCUGGAGUGCAUGCUACAUAAAGACCUGUGGAGAAGGAAAUUUUGUUAAUCUUACUACUGACUGACUGGCAAUUGGUCCAUAAUUCCCAUACUCAAAUAUGAAUGAGACUUUCUCCAAUUCUUAUCUGGAAUAUUCUUCUUAAAUAAGGCAAUGCUAGUCUUGUGAUGUGGACAGAUGUCCUCCAUUUGGCCAGUAAAGACAAUCUCAAACGGAGUCAAAGUUUUUACUGCUUUGAGUUGAAGUAUUCUGUGUGGUUGAUUCUUAAUCCCUCUGCAAGACAAGUGAGCUUGUUGAAGUGGUCACUUGCAGACCCAUACAAUAGUCUGUUAAUGCAGCUCUUCAAGACUUUGGCAUGAAAAAUCUGUCAUAAGCUCUAUGUAGUUUCAGAAUGGGAUUGGAAAAAGUAUUAGAGCUCUUUAGCACUUAAUGGUAUCCAACCCUCUCCCCAUUGCUGGAUGUAAGUAGCACUCAAGUCUAAGGCCCAAGGACAAUCCUCAUUAGGUUUCAAGCUGUGUGGUGGUUAGGCUGGGCCAGCCAUCCUUUUUGGAGAGAAAUGAAGGCUGUAGGUAACAGCUUGGGCUGCUUCUUACUGAACUUGAGGAAUUGGCAACUUCCAUUACAUCAGAUCUACCAGCACUUUUAAUGGUCACUUUUUAAGCUUCUAAGUUGAAGGAUUUUUCAGAUUAAUCUAAUAAUAUUUGCACUGUGAAGAUAAUUGAACCUCCCUGCAGUUGUCUUCUCAGCACUGCUUCUGCAGUUCCUGUUUGUAAUAAUGAAGGUUACAAAGACUGGGCAUUAAGCAAAGAUGGUAGGAACUGGUAUCUCAGUAUUGAUUUUUAGCCAAGCUCCUUGUGUCCUCUCUCCCGAGUCUAUCACAAUCUUCCAGACCACAGCGCUUUGACAAGUGGUGCCUUGCCCUUUUUUUCCUGCUCCCUUGACAUCAGCAUAUCUGAAGACUUCAGUAACAGCUCUGUGAGAGCUUUCAAGUUUUGCUUUUUAAUAAUUUCUCAGCACUGAGUGAGACAUCCCUGGUGAAUAUGUACUGUACCAUGCAAUUGUACAAGUGUGUGCUGUCUUAAAGGACCUUUGUGGUCAGCCUGCAACUAGCUAGUCUCUUUUAAGGUUUAAAUUAAGGUAUAUUAGUAGUGGAUCAUCUUUCAUCUGUCUGCUCCUCAAAUCUGCCUCUGGCAGUAAGGAUUGAGUCAUAGAAGGAAUGUUUGCCUAGGCAACUUACCUUGAAAUUCCAAGAUCUUGCUAGAGAGUAAGACACAAACAUAUAGCUGGAGGUGGAUUCUCUGUAAAUAGCUAUAUCUGAAUGGCAACUCAGGAGUUAAUUGCCAAACAGUGUAGUCAUUAGGGUUGUUUCCAAGYUUUUCUUAGAAAUAUUAUGCCUAUGUGGGGCUUAGUGAAGUUCUUCACUACCUUUUUGAGGAGAUCAGAAAAGGCGCUGGCCCUCUGCUGCCUGUAUAAAUCAUCUCUUGUAAAGAACACUUUGCUGCUGCUGGGUUUGAAGUCAUACUUCCAAAGUCCUUGUUGCUUUGGCAGGUCUGUGCAUUGGGUAGUAUCCAGGGCACUUUGGCUCAAAAGUGUCCUUCAAGAGUGUUAGUUCUCGAUGUGAAGACUUUCAGGGUUCCUGUUGAACUUAAGAUGCGUCAAAGCAGCACAGACCGAAGAGAUGCCUUGCACGUGUGCCCCUGCUGUUGCUCUGUGUGCUUGUUGUGUUCUUGGACUGGGUUUUUCUCAGUUGUUGGGAGAGUAUGUUUAAGUGCCACCAGAGCAUCAAAGCAGUUGUCAGAUCUUCAGUUUGUGCUGGAAGAGCUGAACUACUGCUUUUCAAACACCKGGAUCUUUGAUCUUGCUGGUUAAUGACAAACACUGCAGUCCAGGCCAGCAUUCAUCAGGUUGAGUUUGCUCAUGUGGAACAGUCUUUUCUGAGUCUGUCUAAUAAUACUGAACUCCAGCCCUGUGUUCCCUGUGCGUCUUUCCUUCUCACUGGAUGGUCCUGCCUGAGCUGGGUGACUUUAAUGCCAGUAAGGAGCCUGCUCCUCUGAGGUGGCUCUGCACAUGCAACCUUUAUUGCUGUUAUACAUGACAAGCUCAUGUUGCCUGUCUAGUCAGGCCAGUGCUUUGAUUAAACACAAGUCCCUUCUAGAAUCUCUGUAAUGUCAUGGCACUGCUGGCAUGCAGACCCUUCUGCUAGCUCCUGCACACUGGGGAGUCUUCACUGAUUAGCCCAACAACUUGUAAUUUGRUAUAACUAAGCCCUACUACGUAGCCCAACUGAAUACCU